AUGAAAUCUCUAUUCUUUCUAGUCAUUAUUCAUUCGCUAUACGGGAAUAUUCAAGCAAAAAAAUUCUCAGUACUUCGAAUAUCGCCGAGCACACGAGCGGAUGUCGAGUUCUUGCAAGAGAUUCGGACAAAAGAUCAUGAUUUGGACUUCUGGAAGGGACCCACCGAGGUGAAUCGAGAAGUGCACUUGAUGGUUGAUGAGGCACAGAAAGCCUACAUUGAGCGCACAUUAGAGAGACACAAUAUCAACCAUACGAUUAUGAUUCCCGAUGUGGAGAGAGUAAUCGUCGAGCAAAAGAAGAAAAGAGCUAAAUUGAAUAGCGAGCUGAGGCUGAGGGAUUGGAGAGAUGGAAAGAUCAACUUCAACCUUGCUCAAUAUCACUCGUUUGCUGAUGUGAUCAAUUAUUUAAACGCUCUUGCCGUCACUUAUCCGGAAUUGGUUUCAGUGCAACCGAUUGGCACAACGCAUGAAGGAAGACAGAUUCCAUUGAUUAAAGUGACAAAUAAACGACUUCAAAGCGGCAAUAAGAAAGCUGUUUGGGUUGAUGGAGGGAUUCACGCGAGAGAAUGGGUUUCCCCAAGCACUGUUCUUUAUUUCAUUCAUACACUCAUCACUCAAUAUGAUAAGGAUCCGAAGAUCCGGCAAUACGUCGACAGUAUGGAUUGGUACUUGGUACCAUUGCUGAAUCCGGAUGGCUACGAAUACUCGCGCUCAAGUACAAAUCCUGAAAUCCGUUUGUGGAGGAAAAAUCGAUCCCCGACAAAAUGCAUUCAAGUGGCUUCAGGCCCAUUCACUCCACCACAACAACAAUGCUGUCAAGGAGUCGAUUUGAAUCGAAAUUUCGAUUGGUUCUUCGGCCAGGUUGGGUCAUCGACGGAUCCUUGCUCGGAGAUUUAUCAAGGAGGGUUCGCCUUCUCAGAGCCGGAAACCCGAGCAGUUCGCGAUUUCCUUGCCCAACACCGUAUCACCACUUUUAUCACUCUUCACUCGUAUUCACAGAUUCUCAUGUAUCCAUUUGGUCAUCAAGUCCGCACCUAUUCGAAUGAUCUCAAUGAUUUGCACGCAACGGCGACGAAUGCGGCAAACGCUCUUCGCAGCAUGUACGGGACACAGUAUCGUGUCGGAACAGGCGCUGAUACUUUGUAUCCAGCUUCCGGUGGAUCAGAGGAUUGGGCAAAAGGGAAAGCUCACGUGAAAUACUCUUAUCUUUUCGAGUUAAGACCCGAAGAACAAGUCUGGGACGGGUUUCUCUUAGCUGAGAAUCAGAUUCUCCCAACGGCUCGCGAGACGUGGGAAGCCGUGAAAGUGAUCGCUGAUCAAUCGCUUCGGCUACAAGAUAGUAAUACAGCUGUUCGACACCAGCAACCGCAAAAAGCACAGCCUUUUCGAAAUGUUUGCGAGGACAAAGACUCACUUUGUGGAUCGUGGGCGGCGAGUGGAGCGUGCGAAACGUGGCCAAUCAUGAAAGAACGUUGCGCACUCUCGUGUCGAGUCUGUCAA
This is a messenger RNA of Mesorhabditis belari, 1500 nucleotides long. Lineage: Eukaryota; Metazoa; Nematoda; Chromadorea; Rhabditida; Rhabditidae. The record is from the annotation of a GenBank genome assembly.